GCCGCAGUGGUCCGUCGCCCGUCGGCUUCCUUCACUACACUGGCCAGUGAUUCAUCAUUUUUAGUGCCGGACUGUUUGAAAGACAGCUGUAAAGCCGAGUUCAAGAGUUGAUUGGCCGUGCGGACGGGGCGAUCAUCGGAUGGAUCAUCGGAUGGAUCCAAAAUCUCCUUCGACCUUGGCCUUGCCUGGCUUGGCACUGCACAUCAUUGUCUUUCACAUGAUGCCUGAUUGAUGGCGCCAGCUAGCUGGCCAGCUUCGAACCAGGGAGGCGGCUUUUGUCGGACAAGCGGGUAGUGCAGCGGAGAGAAGACGAUCGAGGACACUAACCUAGUUUCGCUCGAUUGAUUUUCACUCAUGAGAUCCACGGCCAAUGGUCUACUCACGCAAGAUCAAAAAUCUAAAUUAAUUUUUUUACCGGCAUGCAUGGUGCGGGUACGGGUGCAUGUCCUCUGCCUUUUGAAUUUUUGAUUGUGCCAGCCAGCCCUGCUCAGUUUAUCACACUCACAGUUUGGUUGCAGGACGUUUCUGUCUUCAGGUCUUGCUCUCUGGCUCUGUCUCGCCGUGUCGUUUCACUGCCUACACUGGUUUAUGCAAUGUCUGCGCCAAGCAAGGAUGCUCCCGUUGCCACUGGCGAGACAUCGGUGCAGGAACUUCGUCGAUCUGUUCUUCAACUAAAAUUGUCACUCACUAAUCUUUUGAAGGUGGCAACUGGAGCGCUCACGUACCAGCAUUCGCUUGAGAACAAUACACGGAAUGUCGCCGCUCCGACGGAAUCACUUGAUGCCUGUCUUGAAGAGUUCUUUUUCCAAUGUGAUCAAGUGUCACAUAUGUUGGCAACUGCAUAUGAUGGCUACUGCUCCACGAUAGUCAACAGCCAUUCUCUGUCCGGCAUUGCGAACUUGCCCGAUGAGAACAGUGGCCAGGGGUACAGCGACUUGCUGGUCUCGCUGGACCAGCGCCUGUGCAUGUCGGAGCAAAUGCUCUCGCUGCUGAAUGGCCUAAUGGCAGAUCUGUCCAAGCCAGCAGCACAGUGAAAGUGAUCGCUAGUGGCAGCUGGAAGUAACUGCUACUGAUACGCAUUGGCCGAGUCUCGUCAUUCGCAACCCCGUCGCACUGUUCUCCGGAGUCUCGAGAAGGAGAAAAGCAGCACCGCCAACCAUGCCAGGUCCUAUUGAUGGAGGUGGCAUCUGAGCCCCUCGGUUGUAUCGCGCUACCAGUGCAAAGUCAUGCGCGCUCGUGAAGUCUCUGUGAGUGUGUUGAGUGACUACGGCUGUUUCCUGAGAAGCAACCUUGAUUCAGAGACGCUCUGCGCUCUGGAGCAAGACACGCAUAGCUGCAGUGCCACUUUUGCUUGCAUGCACACACAUGCGCGGCCAGUGCCGUGACCGGCUUGGGUUGGGCCGUACUGGCUGUUCACAGUUUUGAGACGUGUUCGAACAGCAUGCAGUGUGUUCUCAGCAUAGCUUUAAUCUCAGAUGCCGGCGUCUGGUGUUAACGGAUUUGUUUGAGAUGCCGAGCUUGCAGUUUGAAAAGAUUUGAUCGCUUGCUAAGCAAGGUGAUGUUGGACGGUUUUAUAAUUUACUCAGUGCUACUAUUAAAUAGUGUCCUUCUAGAAAUAGAACGCUCCUAGUAUAGCAAUUGCAGAUCGCCAGCUCAGCGGGUUGCAGACUCGUGUUUACAGUGUGUUCUACCAUAGGCUACUGAGCUGUAUUCCGUAACGGACUGUCAAUAGUGCGCUCAAGGGCUGAUGCCCAAUGGUUCCCGUACUAUACUGGUGUGUGGAGACAUUGCUUGUAGUAUUGGCAUUGAUUGUUUCUGCUUUCUUGUUCUGCGUUAUGAGCACCCUGCACCUCUGGCCUUUCGAGUUAAGUUUUACCAAUCUUUCUGGAUGCCGGGUCCUUUUUCUAUGUCCCCAGGGCCACCCCCCUCCCGGCCCCCAGCACACGUACACACACACAUGGUUUCUAGCACCACCUGAAUCAAACAUCUCAUUCAGAAUCACAGUCAUUGUGAUGCUAUACAG
Messenger RNA from Sycon ciliatum, 2023 nucleotides. RefSeq lists its product as uncharacterized. NCBI's taxonomy places the organism in Eukaryota, Metazoa, Porifera, Calcarea, Leucosolenida, Sycettidae. Gene Ontology annotation, cellular component: mediator complex. The record is from RefSeq and is a predicted model, not a curated record. The transcript is spliced from 4 exons. The coding region runs from base 420 to 1034 and encodes 204 amino acids.